AAUCCUUUGAAUAACAAAACCUUUAUUCCAGCAGCGCAGUCCUUUAAAUUCAUGAAAUUUCAUAAGUUUCAAAGAAAUUAUUACAAAUUUUACAAUGGCUCGCGAUCACGAUAAGCAGAAAAGUGAUUUAUUCCAGUACCAGAAAUAAGUCUUGGUUAGAAAAUUUUGCGUUUUGAGGAAGGGGAAGAAAUCCAGGAAGUCGUUUUUGGUUGAUCCAGUUGUUUCAUGUUGGGGUCGGAUUGUGUGGUAGGAGGAGGGUCACUGAUUCAGUGCCACCCCACCACGACCCUCUUCCUUUGGAGGAGAAGGACGUCCAUCAUCAGUAUGUACCAUGUCUAACGCUGGAGGACAAAACGUUCCCCCUCCGAGUGGAGGACAAGGUGGAGGGAAUCUGGUACCACCACUCCCAGGUCUGGACAUCCCUCCCGGUCUCUCUUCCUCUUCUAAUCUCUCAGAAGAGGUCAAAAUGUCCAUUCGCUCCAUUUCCAGCGAGAUUACCAUCUUUGAAAUUUCCCAUGCCAUGCCGGAAAGAUCUGUCCCUCCUUGCACGGCGGGGUCAACUACCAUCACCACAAUUGGGCCUGUAUCGGCCAGUAGUGGUAGUGGGAGCGGGGGCUCCUCUUCAACGACGACGAUUAGCACCUCCGCUACAACUUCUACUUCUUCUACUAUUACUACUACUCAACAGCAUCAAAGCAGUUUAUCAGUUCGCCCAGGAUCUCAUCAGGGUGCUGUUGUUGGUGUUGUGGGUGGUGGAGCAUCUCUGUUUAGUUUAAAUAACAAACAAAUCCAGUUGCAGCCAAUUUCCAGCCCACUUAGUCGCUCACAACAAAUGGCGGCCCAAAGUAGAGGUCUAAGCAUUACUGCGAGUAAACAAGGUCCUCCGCCAUCGUCAACAUCGCCGUCGUCCUCGUCAUUACCAGCACCAAAGUUUACCAUGGGUAAUCAUCACUCUGCAAGGCGAUUACACGCAUCAUCAAAUAUAUCCCCUAUUUUACUCAACCAACAUCACAAAGUUACACUUGCUCCAGUACGAAGUAAUGUUUUCAGCAAGCUUCCCAUGCGGAAUACCUUGACAAAAUUCAACUCUAGUUUUGUGUCACAUCCGCACCACCACCGUCAUGGACAUGGACAAAUUAGUGGUGGGGGUGGUGGUCACUCCUCACCCGACGUGCGUUUCGACCCACUCAUGAUGCUAGAGACGAAAAUGGUCGAAGAAGAGACAGAAUUGAACUCUGUGAUAGAUACUAGUGCUGGUGCCCCAAAGAAACCCCUAUUGUUGUCCCAUGACGCAUUGAAGCAGCAGCAUUUAAAUAUGAAAAGAGCUCCCGUCAAUAGAUUUACACAGUUGCAACAACUCCAAAAAACACCCACACCUCCGCCCCCAAGAUCUCCGAAUUCUCAAUUCCAGCCAAAUCGGAGAAAAUCAGUUUUGAUUCAAUUAGUGGAAUUACCCGAUGAUAACGACGAUAUUAAGAUCGAGGAGCAGCAAGGACAUGAUCUCAAUUCGAAAACUGUAAUUGGUUCGACCCCUCCCGUGCCAAGUGCAUCUUCAAUUAAACCUUUGAACAAACCCAUACUUGGAAAUUUAGACAGUGGUGGUAUGGUGAAACGUGUUGUUGGUAGCAUCACUUCUUCUUCUGCUCGACCAGUCGUGUCAUCCACACCAACGGGCACGAGAGGGAGAGGAGUGUCCUCCCGACGCAGGAAAAGGAAACGUAUCUAUUCGACGAAUAAACUGCAAGGAACACAUAACACUUCAAGCAAUAGCGUUUCUGCAAAAAGUGCACCAGUAAUUAAACCCUCAAAGCUGAUUUCUUCUUCCUCCACCGCUGGAACAACAACAUAUUCAUCAUCAGCUUCAACAGGAAUACCUGCAGUACUACCCACUCCACCUACGACGAUGUACAGGACAAGGACAGUCGUGAAAGCAUCGCUAGCAGCAGAAAACCAAAAAGCGUUGGAGGCUCAAAAUCGUAAUAAAGCACGAGAAGAAACCUCCUCCAUUAAGCUCAACAAUAGUAAUAAACCAAUUAAAGAUAUUCAACGAGGACCUAUUCAUACGACUUUUGGUGUUGGACGUCCUUGGAAGCGCCAUAGUCGAAAGUUAUCGACAGCGGAGCAACUAGAACAGACGAAGAAGGAUCGAUGUAUCGACCUGGAAUCGCCACGGUCAAUUUUGACUCAAAUUAAUCCACUUCACAAGGUCAUGACAAUCGGGACAUUUUCCUCGCUGCCACAGCUUUAUCAAUAUCAGUUGCUCCAACUCCUACCAGAAGUGGAUCGUGAGAAAGGAGAGGAUGGUUCGUUGCGCCUUCGUGAUUCUGCUUUGAACAACGAAUUUUUCAAAAAAGCAUGUCAGCAAUGGAGGCAAAUGCUGAGCGACGGAGAAUUUACGCCGGACCAACGAUACAAAAAUCGUCUCGAUGCUGAAAAGGAUAAAACCAAGUUGGACCCAUGGAAGGUUAAACAUUUUGAACCAAUCUGGGGGCACAAAAUUCUGGCCCUUGGCUCUACUACUGAGGAAAGCUCAACUGCCACAAGUAGUAUGGCAAACAACUGCUUGGCCCCUCCCAGCAAGCCUUCUGUAUAUAAUCUGAGACGAUCUCCAUUACGGUCUCCAACCUGCUCCUCAUCCGUGGAAUUGUCACCAAUGGAUGUGGUGGGACCUGUGGCUGAUCAAAAGGAAAAUAAACAGAAAUCUCAACAAGAGAAAUUGUUCCACAAGUUUGAAUUGGACGAUGAUUACUCUGAGGACGAAGAUGACGAUGAAAAUGACGCUGAUUUUGAUGCAAAUAAUGAAGCAACUUGUUCGGAAGGAGAAUAUGAAGAUGAUCAGGAAAUGUCGUCUGCCCGAACGACUGGAUUGCUGGUUCAGAGGUCACGCUCACCCAUUGCGUCAUCUCUUCAAGAGCGUAAUUUAGUUAGAAAUAGGAAAAGGAGUGGGGUCGAAGAAGUUCAGAUUGACAUGGAUGAGUCGAAAAAGAUCAAAGUAGCUCCUCCGAAACUAUCUCCAAUUGAAGAAGUCCAAAAUAAACUUGGAGAUGUUUCCAUCAAAUUAGUUCCUAGUCCCAGGAAACAAGAGGAGAAAAUUCUAUCCAGCAAGAUCAAGCCAGCAAUUGAAAUAUCUGAAAUUGGGAACAGAACGAGAAUGUCUGAUUUGACCACAAUUACCAAUACCAGUUCAAUGGUAAAAUCGGAAAUUCAUCAUCACGGAUCUUCUUCCUCCGAAUCGCCGAAACCAUCAUCAUCAUCAUGUGCUCAACUUCAAGUUUCUCCAGAUUGUGAUAAACAAGUUCACAUCGCUCUAGUUCAUAAUGCAGAACAGAACGUGAAGAGGGCAGAGACACCCAGUUGCAUUGACAUGCCUUCAAUCAUUGAAAAUGCACCAGCAGACUUAAAAAUUACCCCUAGUGACAUAGUGGGAGGCAUCCAGUUCCAGUUGUCUCCACUUCAGCUUCCAGAGCAACAACCACCGACACCGACCAGCACUGUGUCGUCCCUUAGCAAUACACCCACUACUUCCACGAGCACUAGGAGGCUACGUACCGUAACGAGCACUGCGCCCAAAAAAGAUGUUGCCAUUGAAGUGGAUAUGCCAGAAAUUAAUAAGACAUCAGAAGCAACAACAGUAUCAACAUCUUCACUUGAAGUCCAACACCUCCCAGCAAAUUCCACUCAAAUCACGUCGUCAUCAUUAUCAUCAUCAUGUCCCUCAAUUGUUUCUGUACCUGUGGGAACGGGUGCAACUUUGACGCUUAUUCAUCCAAAUUCGAAUAAUUUGUCGUCAAUUUCAACAGAGAGUGGAAAUACACAACUUCGAGACUCGCUGAGAGAUUCAAAGGCAGUUGAUGUAACGACUACGACGACGACAACGAUGAAUCAUUCUAUACACAAAGCGGGAAGUAGUGAUUCCAAAAACUGCUUAUUGAUACCUCCUGAAAUACAAUGCAUCCUUCCAGCCACACUCACCGUCGUCCCGUCGGAUGUACAAAGAUUCGUGUCAUCAUCGCCAAUGAAAUUAGUUUCGAUUACUUCAGGAUUGGCCUCCCCAACUUAUUCAAAAUCUCAAUCUCCGUCACCCACACAUACGUUGCUCAGAACCCGCAACACCUCACCCCACUAUAGUUGUACAAAGCCUGGCACCAUGACCCUCUCUGGUGGUGAUGUCACAAUCAUUCCUAAUGUAAUCGUGACGACGGCAGACUUGAAACCUGGCCUAGAGAAGAGUUCAGCUAACCAACCAAAACGGAUCCUGGCGACGACGACAACAACAACCUCCACAAAGCUAGAGCCCAUACCCAUUGCAUCGUUGCCGUCCAUCACAUGUUCCACAUUACCACUGGCUACGACAACCACAUAUGUAGUCUCGGAGAUGAAAACUGAGGACAUGAAAGCGGAAGACAUAGUAGAAACGAUUUACUCGGUUGAGUUAGCUCCAUCUUCCUGCUCCGAAGAUAAUAGUACCACCGAGCCGAACAAUGAUCUAAAGUCGAGACCAACUAAUCCUGCUGAUGGAGAUGAAGCCAAGAAAGUGUACGAGAUCAAAACGGACAUUGCACCACAACCACCUCCGCCAACAACUACUACUCACCAAAGCCCGAACAUGUCUACCACACCUGCUACUUUUGCACUGUCUACUAAAUCUGAACCAUUGACCUACACUUUAAGUAGCAAAGCGGAGAAAGAAAACUGUUUAAUUGUUGAAGAAAGGCCUCCUCCACCACCUAUAUUCGUGUCUAUUGUUAAUAAGUCCAUUGCACCAUCUGCCCCCAUUUCUUCAUCACUUGUGCAUCCUUCCUCCAAGUCACAAGUUGUACUUACAACGACCGUGCAAACACAUCCACAAAUUGUGCAAGCAGUUCCCAGUUCUUCGCCGCAAGUUCACUUACAAUCUUCUUCUACAACUACCACGUCUCCUCCUCCUCCAAUUACAAACACAACUUGUACUACACUUCCUGUAGCAUUAUCAUCAUCAUCCCAGCAAAACGUGAUAACAGUCUCCUCUGCUACUGAUAUUUCAAACUCCACUACGACUCUAAUCUCUACCAAUGGGUCCCCAGUAGUGACUUGCACGGGGUCCUCUCAACCGACGCCUGGUCCUAACCAAAUAGUUGAUAGCAACGCAUCUCAGGAAUCUGGCAGUAAUAGCAAAAAUCAAAAGUCCCGUCCAAAAUCAAGUAAUAAGGUAUGUGAAGUCAAUCCCAGUCGGACCUGUUCGUCGCCAAGCUUUUCAUCUUCUUCUACUCCUCCUCCUCCUUCUUCUACUACUACCACCACUUGUACUUCUAGUGCUCCAAACAAACAAGCGUCUUCUUCUUCUUCUCCUGCUACUCAUGAAGCUAACAAAGUGCCUCGACCAAUUUCAGCAUCUCAUCCACCUGGGCAAAUUAAUUUGGAGCGGUCAUACCAGAUUUGUCGAGCCGUGAUUCAAAAUAGCCCGAAUAGAGAUCAGUUGCAACAUCAGCUUGUAAAGCCACCUCCGGUGCCGACCAAGGUUCAGCAGCAGCAACAAGCUCAACAAUUCCGAAUGAUUCAAGGGCAAUGUUUGACUCAAGUAGGAGAUGGAGGACAAGUGAUUCAGGUUCAUCAGCGAAGAUCCUCCACACCAACACUGUUGUCAGGAUCGUCUCUCCCUAUCCAACUGAGUGGCGUGGGACCACAUCAGAAACUGAUUUUGACCCAAUUCACUAACCCCCAGUCUCCCGGAGGAACUACUAUAACUGGAACCCCUCAGCAAAUUGCAAUUGCACACGCACCAGGUGUAAAUAAUGCAAUGCAGCAACAGCAACAACAACACACACUAUCUGGUCAAACCAUUCCCCUCAUCAGACCUGUACAACCUGGUGGAACUCCAAUAAUUGUUCGCGGACAAAAUCACACCUUUGUGCCGCAGCAAAGUGCAAGCACCACAAUAAUUACACCCCAACAAUUGGCUAUGCUCAUACAACAGCAGCAUCAAAUCCAUCAGCAACCUGCACAACCACCUCCCAUCACCUCCCCCCAACAAGUCCACCAGCAUCAGCGAACACCGCAACAGCAGCAGCAAACUAUUCAAUUGCCUGCCACCUUUGUCAAUGUGAACCAAUUGGGUCGUCCAUUGGUGUCACAGCCUAGUCGGCCCAACAGUGCUUCCAGUGUUCUCAUCACCACUUCCUCUUCUUCCAUUACUAAUAAUCCUGUGACCACUACAUUCACCACCACUAAUUGCAAUAAUAAUAAUACUAAAGCUAGCGUUGUUGGUGGCAGUUCAUCAACAAUGACGACUCACAAGCAGCUUUUGAUUCCUCCUUCCCCUCGAGACCAAUUUCAUCGUCAGACCUUUACCAUCCCGGUCAGCUCACAGUCGUCAUCACCACCCGUGAUUAGGCAUCAGUUAGUCCACAUACAAAACCAGCAACUUGUCAGCGUUGGUAGCAACCAGAAUCCAUCGAGUCCCAGCAAUAGUAGUAGUGGUGGCAAUAGUGGUUCGAACAACUAUCCGGUUCGAGCUCAAAUUGUAACGAGCAACGGAGACACCAUAACGAUUCAUCGAGCUGCCACACCCCCGACAAGUAAUGUCAACAAUGUGAGACUUACGACUGCACGACCGGUUACCUACAGCUACGCCACCACCAACAACGGUGGUGGUGGUGGAAAUGUUACCGCAGGUCAGCAAGCGAUCGCAAUGGGCAAUGGUAAGCGUCUCCAAGGAGCAGCCAAUUUUAUAACAAUCAGUGGAAAUAGUACCACCAGGAUGGCGAGUCCUGCGACAGGAGGAAGCAGUGGUGGUGGUGGUGGACAGAUUCAAUUAGUUUCUACCCAGAGGGGAAAAUCGCAGCAACAGGUUGUGGGAGUUCCUGGUCAGAUAAAUUUAGGGGGGACGCAACCCUCUGCACCAAAGCAAGGUAUCCGGCUGGUUAGCGUGGACCAGGCGUCAAUGUCGUCAACACAAGCAGAUAUUGUGGGAGAGUUAAUUGAUGGGACGUCACUUUUGGGAGGAGGAGGAUCCUCUUCGUCGAACUCGAUUUCUAAUCUUGCCGAGUUUAUAACCAACCAAUUAGCCGCGUCCAACAUCAGAUCCAUCUCCCCACUUACCUUUGAUCAGCAAAACACCACCCCUGUGGUCAAACUAUCAAGUGCGGAAGUGAGGAAUAGUAGCUCUCCUCACCACCAGCAGACCUUAUCUAGCACCAAUAUCGUCGACGCUACUCAACAGCAACAGCACCAAGGCUUCAUGAUCAUCUCCCCCACCGUUGCAAGUAACUCGAACUCUUCGACAUUCACUACCACCACAGCGACGACGGCAAACGCAGUGAACAGCAAUGUGAUUAGUUCGAGCAGUGGAAGGUCUGGUGGGACACAGUUGCAACAGUCACUAAUGUCCGACUUCUUGAAUUGUAACACCCCCACCGAAAUAAUUAUGGAUUUUCAUGACGCCCUGGGUACUGGGAUGGAUAGUCCUUACAGCCUCAUUUCUGAGUCAGACUCUCAAGCCAUUGCCGACAUGAUUGACCUUCCUUCGACCCAAGACGCCACUACAAUUGUAGUGACAUCCUCUGCCCCAUUCCUAAUGGGAGAAAGCUCUCUCAUCAACUCUGCACCUCGUACUAGCACUAGCAAUAAUACUAAUAAUAAACGAGAACAGCCUCGCAUUUGGACCACUGCGCAAAGUGUUGUUGGCGGUCAGAAACAGCAACAGGAAGUUAUAGUUGUGAGUCAGGGGUAUUCCCUCAAGCCUUGCAACCCUACUUUCUCCUCCUCCUCCCACUCAUUCCACCCGCUUCAAACCAGCAAUGGCAACAGUAGCUUGGUGACCAUGCCCCCAGUGUCGUCCACCCCAUCACAUAGUACUCGUAAUGUCGGUAACAACAGCAACUUGGCUCGCCUAGCUACUACCACCUCUUCAUCCCCCCUUGCUGUUCCUAGUGGGGGCAGCAUUGAUUGCAAUAAUGCAAGUCUGAUGUUCCAGACUGGUGCUAACAAUAAUAAUCCCACGACCUCGCCCUCACGGUUAACGAGUGGUGGGGGUAGACCUCCUUCCUUGCCCAACACGGUAACAAUGCUACCACUUCAAGGAAGCUCGUCGUGCUCGGUGGACUCGUCUGGUGUUCGACAACAGCAGUACAUAAUUGUGCAGACGACGGGGAAUAAUGGGAUGCCGACGAAUCUCGCCGUUCCAGCCUUAAACAUAAACAGCAUUAUGGGGCAACUCAUCCUGAGCAAUGACCAGAGUGGGAUGAACAAGGUACCUCCAGCCCGAGCGUCCAGUGCUCCGCCUCCCAUUCAAGGCCAAGGAAAUCAAAUUAUUAUAAAUGCCCAAAAUCAUCAACAACAAAAUGUAAAUGCAAAUGGGCCUACGACACCCUCCACUUCUUCAUCAACUCCAGUGGAUGCCUCAAAUAUCAUUCAACUUGGUCAACACCAUAGAGUCAUUAAUGUGACUUCGUCGAAUGGUGGGGGGAAUAGUAGCAAGCAGACCAUGUCAAUUCCCACGUUGGAAAUCCAAGAGGGUGGAGGUGUACGGGUCGUGUACAGUGGUCAAAGUUCUAUACAACACGUGGCUACUGUAAACAAUAGCGGGACGACGACGAUGGCACAACAUCAACAACAACAAGUACAACAGAGGAGUUAUACCCUUACGCAAAAUGUGAAUCGGACAUCUCAAAUUUCAUCGACCACAACUCAACAAGGAGGAGGGGGAGGCCAAUUCUCUUUGUCUGGGAUUGAUGGUUCGUCUUCACAGCAACAAAUUAGUUCAUCUGGUCUUCAAAUUCAACAGCAGGGGUCCACCCUUUCAUUUCCCAACGUCAAUUUAAACUCGUUAAAUCUAAACGGAAAUCAAAAUAUUGUUCAAGUUCAAGUUUCCCAAGCCCCAACGAUUGUUCAUCAGCAAACAAUAAAUCAAGUACUAAACGUUACAGCACAAUCGCCAAAUAACAAUAACCAUGCUCGUCAAAUCAGUUCUACGUGGUCUGGGGGUACUAAUGGUCCAAAUUCUUCUUCGGGACAACUCAUCAACCUCAAUUUGAAUGGAGUUGCACCUGCACGAAUUAUUACGACGACUACACAGCCAGGUCAACAUCCCGUAAUUAGCAUACCUGACACGACACAAGGUGGUGGGAUCAGCGUAGAAGGGGGUGGCGACGUAUCUGGACUUUUGGGGGGACAAGAAUUUGACAUUUUCCGUGCAAUUGAAGGAAUGAAUGUUAAAAUGAGUGGAAGUAACGUUAGUGGUGGUGGUGGUGGAGUAGUGAUAAACAAUGUUGGGAACCUCGUGUUGAACGAUGGGAGUGGAGUUCGAAAUAUGAUGAUUGGGAGUAGUAACAAUUCCAACUCUUCGCCGAUGGUUGGUUUGCCAAGAAGCGAGAACAAUUCAGAAUUCAACGGAGUUGUUGAGGAAGUCGGUCAAAUAAUUAUGGACUCUGGUGGAAACUGUGUUUGUGACCUACGGGCUAUGAUUAUGUGUCGAAAAUGUGGUCGGUUUUGUCACGACGAUUGCAUUGGUCCUUCUGAUUUGUGUUUGACAUGUCUGAUACGAUAAUUCACCAUGUGUAACUAUAUUAUGACAACGUUAAAACUUUUGUAAUAUUCUUUAGCCAUGUUGAGUUGAAAUGAGGAGACGCUGUUUUUUCAACUUGAGUCAUUUAUUGAGCUAAUAUAAUCACUAAUCUUCAUCAGCAUACAUGCAUAAAUCCGAGUAGUACUCAAUCAAAUGUGUCAUUAUUUUUAUCGGUUUGCACACAAGACUGUUUAUUUUCAUAAAUUGUAACUUAAUCCGUUCUCACGUUGGGGAGGUUUCUUUUUUAUUGACGGGUGUGAUUUUUAAGCUUUGUGUGCGUACACUAAUUUCUUUAUUUUUUAUAUUUGUCCACCUCGCCACCUCUGAUGCACAAUAUGACAGUGUACUAAUUAUUAGUAUGAAUAAUUUUAUGUUUUUUUAGCUAUUAGUGGUAUUUCGUUUUUGACGCCAAUUUACCUGUGAAUAUGGAUGAAGAUAAUAUAAUUACUAGAUAAGAACUUGUCCCACCCGGUAAAAUACUUUUAUGAACGACGCGCACUUGUUCCUUCUUAUAUAUGACAUACAAAUAUAUUUCAAGCCCAGUGCAUUGUUUGUGUUUAUUUAAAAUAACUUUCAGUAUUACUAAACUACACAUGCUAGCAUUGUCCCGUGUUUAAUAUUAUAACCAAAAUGACGAAUCCUGUCUCAAUUAGUAUUAAAUUAAGCAGCAACACAUUAUUAUAAUUUUUGUAUCCUCAUCAUUAUCAUUCUUUUAUUGGUUUUGUAUAUACAGAUAUAAAGUCUCUCGUUUCGUUAAAAAAUGUGAUUAUUAUACUUUCGUGGUAAGUAAAAUAUGUCAAAUUCUAAUUAUUUAGUGGUAGUAGUAGUAGCAGUCGUCGGUGGAAAUGAAUACAGAAUUAUAGAAAAGCUAAAAAUGUAAAAUAUAUAAAAUACGCAAAUAAAUUCGCAGCGAGUUUUACAGGAAU
This is a messenger RNA of Folsomia candida, 10467 nucleotides long. Its product is annotated as polycomb protein Asx. Bases 332 to 9523 code for a protein of 3063 amino acids. Gene Ontology annotation, biological process: positive regulation of transcription by RNA polymerase II; animal organ morphogenesis. The transcript is spliced from 15 exons. Gene Ontology annotation, molecular function: DNA binding; chromatin binding. Lineage: Eukaryota; Metazoa; Arthropoda; Collembola; Entomobryomorpha; Isotomidae. The record is from RefSeq and is a predicted model, not a curated record. Gene Ontology annotation, cellular component: PR-DUB complex.